Messenger RNA from Biomphalaria glabrata, 5108 nucleotides. Its product is annotated as leucine-rich repeat protein soc-2 homolog. The record is from RefSeq and is a predicted model, not a curated record. Lineage: Eukaryota; Metazoa; Mollusca; Gastropoda; Planorbidae. Gene Ontology annotation, molecular function: protein binding. The transcript is spliced from 11 exons. The coding region runs from base 329 to 2722 and encodes 797 amino acids.
AAAAUAUCAAAUCUUCAAACCGUAAGUGUAGAUAUCUUUCAUAAUCCUUGACCGUGUAGCAAACAAACCCCAGCACGGUAUCCUUGUCUAUAUAUGUACUAGGUACACAUACACACACACACACGCUUCUAUACACCCAUGUGCAUUGAACUGUUCAGGAAUGACUGGCUUGGAAGUAAGGAAAACUUAAGCGAAGAAUGAAGAGCUGAAUUGAAAAAGCCUCAUUAAAACUGAAAUUAAAAACUCGGAGUGAAAAAAAACAACCUUCCAAGGAAACAAAUCAUCACGGAUUUAUACACUUAGAAAAAGAUUGAAGCAACUUAAAAAAAUGAGUAACAAACGAGGAGGAAAGAAAAAAGAUGAUAAGCCGCCCCCAGCGAUAGGGCCCGGAAGUAAAAUCAUCGCACUGCCGGAACCCCUUCGUAAGGGCCAUAUCAAACGAAUCGGGGACUCCAAGCUGGUGCACCUCCAGUUCAGCACGGCCAACAUGAAAUCUCUGCCUGUAGAGAUUUACAACAAUGAAGAGUUAAGCGCCUUGACAGUGAAACUGAAUGCCGAGAACAACAGACUCAAAAGGUUACCGAAGUCAGUGGCCGCCCUUGAGAACUUGGAGUAUAUAGACAUCCGCAACAACAAUCUGUCGUCAUUUCCGGCCUCAGUUGCAAAAAUGAAAAAACUGAAGUAUUUAGACAUCACAGCCAACAGAGUUAAAAAAUUGCCCAAUCCUAUUCACAAAGCGGCCUCCUUGGCGACGGUGCUAGCGUCUAAAAAUAGAAUAAGGGGCCUGCCCAAAAAUAUAGGGAAAUCCACAAGCUUAGAAUAUCUUGAUGUAUCCUAUAAUAUGAUCAAAUCGUUUAAGAAAGGUGUAUAUGAGACAGGGGCCUUUAUUAACUUCAGUCACAACAGAAUUACUCAGAUGCCUCCUGGCACAGUUAAGAAACCUCACAUAAAAAAACUGGAUCUGUCUCACAACUCUAUUGCCUUCAUUCCGGACACCAUUGACCGCUUAUCUACCCUGACUUGGAUUGACUUGUCAUACAACUCACUAGAUGAGCUCCCAGCACAGAUUGGUAUGAUCAAGUAUCUUCAUUAUUUGGACGUAUCGCAUAAUUCCAUUAAAAUCAUCCCAGAUGAAAUAUGUGCCUUGGGCUACGCCCUGGACUCUUUGAAAUUAGCCAACAACGAGAUCGCCCUUCUGCCAGACGACAUCGACAAGCUGGUCAAGCUUCGGGUGCUUGACGUCGCCAACAACCAGAUCGAGUUUCUCCCAACCUCCGUCAACAACCUUCACUCCAUCGAGGACAUCAAUGUUUCUGGAAACAAGCUAAACUCUAUGAAAUUCGCGGUCACUUUGAAGAGUCUGGUCAGUCUACAAAUAGCCAACAAUAAGAUCGAUGUCGUCCCUGAAGACAUUAGCAAAAUGAAAGCUUUGAUGACACUGGACGUGUCUGGUAACAAUAUUAAGGAGUUACCUCCCUCUAUAGGUUUAGUUCAGACAUUAAAGAUACUAAACUUGUCUAAGAACAAACUGAAGGAGCUGCCGGACUCUCUGGGUAAGGAUCAGGUUUUGACGGAGCUUGACGUUUCCUUCAACAACUUGACGUGUCUGCCAGCUGACCUGAGGAAACUCAGAAAUCUGGAGAAGUUUCACCUCAACAACAAUGAAAUAGCCGCGAUACCAAAAUCUUUAGAAUUCCUGUAUCAGGUCCGAUCGCUCAAUGUGUCAUCCAAUCUAUUCAAUGAGAUGGUGCUGCCUAAAACUUUGACUCAUCUGUAUCUCUCUGAAAAUCCACUAACCUUGAACUUUGAUGACCACAAAUCUUUGUUUCAUAUUAUGGGAGAUAAGGAUCACAUAAGAAAUUUAACACAUCUGGAACUGUGCAAGUUAGAGCUAGAUGACCUGCCCCCUGCAUUGUUCAACUGUCGUCUGCUCAAGGUUCUCAAUGUAUCUGACAAUCAUCUAAAGUCACUAAGUAAUCAGGCUUGCAAACUGAGAGCUUUGGAACAUUUAGAUGCCAGCAGAAAUGAAUUAAAGGACUUGCCAGAUAGUCUCAACAAUUUAAUCAAUCUGAAAAGCAUCAAAGUAACGGAAAACGGGAUAACAGAAUUUUUACCAGGUAUUCUUAAACUGUCUCACUUGGAGGAGCUGGACCUCAGCUACAACAGGAUGAAACUCAUGCCUGAUAACUUUGGUUGUCUGCACAAGCUGAAGAGACUGGACGUGUCUAACAAUGAGUUGGUCAACUUCCCACAGGACAGGGUGGACGUAUUAGCUUCAUUGCUUGAGCUCGACAUUUCCAAGAAUCAUAUAGACAUCAUGCCCAUGGGAUUUCCCUAUUUAUACAGACUCAAGAUCCUCAAUGCCAGUGGUAAUGACAUCAAAUCUCUACCAGGAGAUUUCGACAAGAUGAAGUCUGCUGAAGUCUUAGAUUUUUCUGACAACAUUAUUGAGUCUCUACCAGAAAGUAUUUGCAAGUUGCCAGCCAUCAGAGAACUCGAUGUCUCCAACAAUAAAAUAACUCUAGGUUUUCCGAAAGCUUGGGAAAAUUUAAGAGCACGCUGUGAUGUGAAACAGACUGAGCAAUCUUCCAGUAAAAAACGAGAGCCCCAAGACAGACCUAUCAAAGAAGAGCCAAAAACAUCUCCCAAAUCUGGCAAGAAGAAAAGCCCUAAAGCAGGUAGAAAAUCUGGCCCCAUGAAAUCAGCACCUCCAGGGAAAUAGUUGUCUUAUUAUUUUUUCCACAUUUAUUUUUCUAUUACAUUUUAAAAUUUUGAAUAACUCAUGUAUUCAUGAUUUACUGUAAUUGUACAUUUUUCUAAAUUACAUGUUAACAAAUACUGUAUAGAAAUGUUAUAAAGACUAUUGUAUUAAGUUAGCCUAUAUUUGCCUGAUGCACUAUAAGCUUAACUGUGAUAGAAUAUUGCAACAGUGUACAUUAUCAAUAUUUUUUGCCAGAUGGUCUUAUUAUUGCCCCUGUUUGUGAUGUACACAUCAACUUUACAUGCCUAUGUUUCAUGUAGGCUACAUACAGAUUACUAAAAUACAAUUCAAGUUCAAGAUAAACUUAAAAUGUUAGAAACCAACAUUCUUUGUUCUGUUGAUACAAUUCCUACAAUUAGUUUGUAUUUUCUUUAUGGCUUCAAAAAGCUGGAAAUUGGUUGGAUGGCAUUUUAAAAACGGCCCUAACAAUUUUCCUAGAAAUUUGAGAUCUUUGGGUAAAAAAAAACUACUUAAUUGGCUACACUGUGAAAUCUUUGGAUUAACAGUUAUAAUUUUGCAAAAUAUAGUUAUUUUAAAAUUAAAUUUGGCUAAGUCUAUUUGUUUAAAAACAUGUCUACAGCAGUAAUAAUUGCAGUAGACUCUGAUUCUUUGUAUUCAGUAAAGACUUGAAUAAAUAAAGACUACAUGAACAUUUUACAACAUUGUCUUAAGUAGGCAUUAACUUCCAGUCCUUAUGCCCUUGUAAAAUAAUUAUCUGGACUGUAAUAGAAGUAGUUCACUAGAAAGAUGUUGUUUUUUUUUAUUUUUGGCACAUCGGCACAAUUUAGGCCAUGUUGUGCCCCUCACUAGAAUAAUGAAGCAUUAGAAAAAAUAAAUAGAAUAUGAAAUGAUUGACCACUAUCAGCUUCAUAUAAAGAAGGAAUUGAUUUUAAAAACUUUUUUUUUAUAUUAUUAUCACACAGUGAAAACUAAUGGAAACAAAAAGUGAAACGAACUAUUUCAAUGAUUUAAAACUUUAUUUGGCAGAACACCAGAGCUCAUUGAGAUAUUUAAUUUCUUACCUAAUGCAUCUUUCAGCGCAAACAAAAAUUAUUAUUUAUUGUAAUAAUUUAUCAUGAUUAUUGUCAUUUCACAAUAAAAAAAAAAAAAGAAAAAUACCAAAGUAAAGUGUUUUUUUUAAAGUUUUAAUGAAAUAUUGACAUAUUUAGAGCAUAUCCUUUAAGAACAACAGCUUGGAUAAUUUCAAAAAGAUUCUUUACAAGUUAUAAGGGGAAGGUACAGUGUCUAACAGUUUAACUGCUCUGUCCUAUAGGAUGGAAAUAGUGAUAACUUUAUGUCUUUAAAGUCCAAUCAUUGCUUCAACAACAGCUGAUUGAGUGUCAAGUUAUAAAGGUGCCUCUUAACCCUUACAAAGUGAGCUUUGAUUUCAUGGUGGUAUCAAACUCUCUUUACAUACUGUAAUGACUAAAUAGUUAGAUGCAUAGAGGUUGAGACUAAUCUGGGAUUUCUUUAGUGAUGCGAGGAUACAUUAAAAACUUAGAACAGAUAUAUUUUUUUAUAUUAAAGGUUUUUGACAUUAGCACAAUUUACGACAUGUCGUGCCCAGAAAUAGUACAGUAGUGCUUAGGAAAGGACAUAUUUUCUUAGAUUCCAUGACAGUGGACUGUGCCCUUCUUGUGUAAAUUAUCAUAUUCAUAAAAAGCAAGAUUAACUUAUUCUCUUAAUUCUGUUGUUAGUGUUAUUUAUAAUUAAAACUCACAGCAGACUCAUAAACUUCCCAACAGAAUUGUCGACACCUCAACACUACUUAGACAUAUGUGCCAAAGUUAACAAAAUAUACAAACAUUUCAUUUAGUUCAAACCUAUUCAAAACAAUUCUUACACAGUCUCUGUUAUGGUAUGCAAAUGUACAUCAUUUUUCAUUAUAUUUCUUCACACUUUACUGUAACAGGAAAAGAGUUUUGACAUUGUUUUAUUGCAGUCUAUUUGAAACAGUAAUAUAUAGAUAAGUAAAAAAAAAUUUUAAAAUUCAUGAUUCUAACAAAAAAAUAAAAUAGCAUGUCUUUUCCCAACAGAACCAAACAAUAAGAAUGAUAAUAAAAAUGCAAAACUUUUUGUGGCCAUUGCAAGUUAGGAACUUUUAGUUUCAAAAUAAGGGUGUGUCUUGAAGCAGAUGACUGGGCGAGGAACAGUAGGGGAGGAAUUCUAAUUUUCUAGAAAAUUUACACAAAUUCAGCAAUAUUAAUAAAUGUGCAACAAAUUCAGCAAUAUUAAUAAUUACGUUACUUAUUGUUAUUUUAAACAUAUACUUAAAUUACAAAUUAUAGCUUUCCCCAUUCAUGACUUAAUGUAAGUAUAAUCCAAAUUAAAAAAAAAUGUAUUAAAA